Molecule: messenger RNA, 3056 nt
Organism: Periophthalmus magnuspinnatus
Lineage: Eukaryota; Metazoa; Chordata; Actinopteri; Gobiiformes; Gobiidae
Gene: tfcp2
Product: transcription factor CP2
Exons: 17
Coding region: 421-1977 (518 amino acids)
Biological process (GO): regulation of transcription by RNA polymerase II
Cellular component (GO): nucleus
Molecular function (GO): DNA-binding transcription activator activity, RNA polymerase II-specific; RNA polymerase II cis-regulatory region sequence-specific DNA binding
Source: RefSeq, a predicted model, not a curated record
CCUCACGUGCGCAUUAGACCGAUACAAAGAAGAAGAUACUGAAACGGCAGCGUUAUUUCUCUGAUAAACAAACAAAAACUUAAACAUACUUGUCAUUUUUUACGGCUCGCAUUUAGUUUAUAUUAAGUACAUUUUGAAUAGGCGUAAUCGUGUGGGUGGAAAAUUACGGGUAUGUCUCACAGUGUUGAUAACUUUCACUAAAGGCGAGGUUAGCUAACGUGGCUAAAAGCAUACGCACUGUGAUAACUCGACAUGUUUUUUAUUCUGGUGCUGAAGCCAAAAAGAGCGACAUGAUGGCGUGAAACUGUAUUUGAAGAAGCUCAGAUCAUCUCGUUGAACGGAACAGUGUGGAUUGCUGGUGGUCCCGGGUAAAAACGCCUGUCUGAAGUGUUUUACUCUCUGUAGUCUCUCACUGGAGCCAUGGCGUGGGCUCUGAAGUUGCCUCUCACGGAUGAGGUGAUCGAGUCCGGACUGGUGCAAGAUUUUGAUGCCAGUCUCUCGGGAAUAGGCCAAGAGCUUGGAGCGGGAGCAUACAGCAUGAGCGAUGUCCUGGCACUUCCCAUUUUCAAGCAGGAAGAGUCUAAUCUCCCUCCAGACUCUGAGAAUAAGAUCCUUCCUUUUCAGUAUGUACUGUGUGCAGCUACCUCCCCAGCAGUUAAGCUGCACGAUGAGACACUCACCUACCUCAACCAGGGCCAGUCCUAUGAAAUUAGAAUGCUUGACAAUCGAAAAAUUGGUGAACUCCCUGAAAUCACUGGUAAAAUGGUGAAGAGCAUUAUUCGUGUGGUGUUUCAUGACCGGCGGCUUCAGUACACAGAGCACCAGCAACUCGAGGGCUGGCGCUGGAACAGACCUGGAGAUCGAAUACUUGAUCUUGAUAUUCCCUUGUCCGUCGGCAUAAUUGACCCAAGAUCCAACCCCACUCAGCUCAACACUGUGGAGUUCCUGUGGGAUCCAUCAAAGAGGACCUCAGUUUUUAUUCAGGUUCAUUGCAUCAGCACAGAAUUUACAAUGCGCAAACAUGGCGGAGAAAAGGGCGUACCGUUUCGGGUUCAAAUAGAUACUUUUAAAGAGAAUGAGAGCAGUGAAUACACAGAGCAUCUUCACUCAGCGUCCUGCCAAAUCAAAGUCUUUAAGCCCAAAGGUGCAGACAGGAAGCAGAAAACGGACAGGGAGAAGAUGGAAAAGAGAGCACCACAAGAAAAGGAGAAGUAUCAACCCUCUUACGAAACCACAAUACUAACAGAGUGCUCUCCUUGGCCUGAGGUGACGUAUGUGAAUAACUCUCCCUCUCCUGGCUUUAACAGCACUCACAACAGUUUUUCAAUUUCUGAAGGAAAUGGAUCACCCAGCCACCAGCCUGAACCUGUUAUCCCGACUGCCGAUGUAAGUCUUUGUCAGGUGACACCGCCAGGCCAUAUUAUAGGUCAAUUCUUUGGAGAGGCGACACAGAAAUCUACUAAUUUGUUACCCACGGCAACACCUCAGGAUGCUCAACAAUGGCUCCUUCGAAAUCGCUUCUCUCCCUUUAGUCGGCUUUUCACUAACUUCUCAGGAGCAGACUUGUUGAAACUAACGAGGGAAGAUGUGAUCCAAAUCUGUGGCCCAGCAGAUGGCAUAAGACUGUUCAAUGCAUUAAAGGGGCGGGUGGUGCGUCCCAGACUGACCAUUUACGUCUGUCAGGAGUCUCAGCAGUCACCAGAUCAAUCAAAACAUGAGAACGGAGAUGCUGCAGCUUUUUUUGUAUAUCACGCCAUUUACCUGGAGGAGCUCACUGCGACCGAACUGACUGAGAAAAUUGCACAGCUCUUCAACAUCUCGCCCAGACAAAUAAACCAGAUCUUCAAACAAGGCCCGACCGGCAUUCAUGUACUGGUCAGUGACGAGAUGAUCCAGAACUUUCAGGAUGAAGUCUGUUUUGUUCUGGACACGAUGAAAGAUGAAACCAGUGAUGGCUACCACAUCAUCCUAAAGUGAUGUACAGGCAGAAAAAGAAUAGAGAAAUCCUGCUCUUUUGUGUAGACCUGGUCCAGUGUGCCCCUCCAGAGCUCCAUGGGGCUAAAGCUGGUCCUGGGACAAAGGGAGAAAGCCCAAAGGUCGUGUUUUGAGGCUGUGGUUGCAUCCAAAACUCUGCUCCUCUCCUCUGCUCCUCUCCUCUGCUCCUAUGACUCUUCUAAAGGAGAGGCUCUCUUACUGCCUUGAAAUGACUUUUGCCCAUUUUGUCCUUAAUGUUUUUUCAGCUGCUGUAUGUUUUUUACCAUGUCGUUUAAAAGCACAAAAACCUUACACCACAAAAAAUAUUAUCUAAAUUAAAAUUACUUGAAUUCAGAGUUGACUGAUUUUGGCAAGUUUGACUUUAUUUACAAACGAGGCCUUGAUGAGAAUAUUUGGCCUGUAAGAUAUUUCUAAGUGAUGUGUAGACAUUUGUUAAGGUUGCUACAGUGUAGUAAUUACUUUUCCUAUUGUAACAAGCACAAGCCCCAGUACAGUGACCAGGGGCGGACAAUGGAUGUGUCUUGCUUAAGGACACAGCAACAGCUCAGUUUUAUCAAUUUUUUUGUGUCAAAUGCAUGUUUUAUAGCCUGAAAUCCACACUGAUUCUUUCUGUAUAGUCUACAUAGAAGAUCUCUCAGUCUUUUUCAGUCCUGUUGUAUUGUUCCCUUAGCUCGUCCCUUGUAAGCAGUCAUGUUUGUUUUGAUACACCAGACCAUGCGUGUCCCUGAUCAGCUCAUCCACCUGCCCUCAAAACUCUAGAGAAGUAUCGGAGAAGCAAAUUGUAGUUUGAGUACUAAGUCGAAAUAUCUACAGAAAUCUAACCAUUUGGAUUCAAUGUAAAUAUCAGUCUGAAUUCAAGACAUUUUAAAGAAUGUUCCACAGUACACCAUUAAAUGCAUCUAUCCAACAUCUAUUUAAUUAGUUUUUAAUGCUCAAAACCACUGUGUAGUCUGCAUGGAGAUGAACACUCUUAAUGACAUACUGUAGAACAUUCUAGGCAAAGCAAUAGCAACUCUGUGGACACAAGUAUUUGGUAAAUGUUCAGAUGUCAAACACUCAAA